AGAAUGGUGUCUGCUAGUCUUCAGAUACUAGGCAUUGCCUUGGGCAUCAUUGGAUGGAUUGGGGUUAUUGUAGUGUGCGCUCUCCCUAUGUGGAAAGUUACAGCUUUUAUUGGUCAAAACAUAGUGACUGCUCAGACCACCUGGGAAGGUAUCUGGAUGAGCUGUGUGAUCCAGAGCACAGGGCAGAUGCAGUGUAAGGUCUACGAUUCAAUGCUGGCCUUGAGCUCUGACCUGCAAGCUGCCCGUGCUCUUUGUAUCAUUUCUAUUUUGAUUGGCAUCUUCGGGAUAAUUCUGGCGAUCGCAGGGGGCAAGUGCACCAACUGUGUGGAGGAAGAGAGCGCCAAAGCCAAGGUUGCCAUCGCCUCAGGUGUGGUCUUCAUCAUCGCCGGAGUGCUGUGUCUGAUUCCUGUCUGCUGGACCGCCAACACCAUCAUCAGGGACUUCUACAAUCCACUGGCUGCACAGAAGAGGGAGCUGGGAGCUUCUCUUUUUAUUGGAUGGGGUGCCUCUGCUUUGCUGAUCCUGGGGGGAGCCCUGCUUUGUGCUAACUGCCCACCCAAAGACGACUACCCAGCCAAAUACAGUGCAGCUCGGUCCACCCCAUCCAAGGGUUACGUGUGA
Messenger RNA from Chanos chanos (milkfish), 621 nucleotides. Its product is annotated as claudin-4-like. NCBI's taxonomy places the organism in Eukaryota, Metazoa, Chordata, Actinopteri, Gonorynchiformes, Chanidae. Gene Ontology annotation, molecular function: structural molecule activity. The transcript has a single exon. The coding region runs from base 4 to 621 and encodes 205 amino acids. The record is from RefSeq and is a predicted model, not a curated record. Gene Ontology annotation, cellular component: membrane; bicellular tight junction.